AUGAAGCGAAUAAGUCAGCCAUCGGUUUUAAACUUUUUCGAGAAGAAAAAAAAAUCCGAAAGUAGAACCACCCUGCAAAUUAAUCAACCCUCAUCUCUUUUUGUGUCUGACCCAACUGAUCCUGAAGCUUCAAGUCCUUCUGAAAAAGUUUCUUCCGUUGAAGGAGAACAAGAGCUAUUAUUUGAAAAUGAUGUAGGAAUCUAUUUAGGAAAUCCACCGACAGAUAACGAAAAAAAGUUUAAAGUUUUUCAAAACCCGUGGAUGCCACCUUUAUCAUAUAAAUUUCCUGUGAGUGAUAAACGACGUCUUUCUUUCCAACGCCACUGGAUGGAACAAUAUUCUUGGCUCGUAUUUUCAGAUGUUGCCAAAGGUGCUCUUUGCAAAGUGUGCGUUUUAUUUGGUCGUAAUCAUGGUGGUCGUGGUGGACAAGAACUACGGUCUUUAGUUGCCAUCCCAUUUAUAAAUUGGAAAAAAGCUAAACAAAUAUUUGACAGUCAUACCGAAGAAAAUAGGAAAAAAUUGAUCUCUAUUGUUGAAACUGUAAUCUUAUGUGGUCGUCAACAAAUAGCUUUAAGGGGUAAAAAUGAAACUGGCAAAAUAGGUUUAACAGAACCCCCCUAUAAUGAUGGCAACUUUCGUGCAAUUUUGCGAUUUCGUGCAAGAUCGGGUGAUCAUUUCCUAAAGGAACAUAUUUUAUCCCAAACAUCCGACAGUCGAUCAAUGUUCACGUCACCAACUAUACAGAACGAAAUUAUUGAUCUAUGUGGCAAUUUUAUUCAAGAAAAUGUUGUCAAUAGAAUAAAAUAUGCUGGAUUUUUUACCAUUCUUGCUGAUGAAACGCAAGACAUAUCAAGGUACGAACAAUUAGCUUUGUGCAUUCGGUACGUAGACGAUUCUUCUGCAGAUAAUGUAUUUAUCAGAGAAGAUUUCUUAGAGUUUGUGCAUGUAAAAGAUGUGACAGCUUCAGCGUUGGCCACCACCAUCAUGCAAUGUAUAAUGACUCUUGGAUUAGAUAUGGAGAUGUUAGUUGGCCAAGGAUAUGAUGGCGCUGCUGUGAUGAGUGGUCAAUUUCGAGGAGUGCGCACAAUAAUCUCAGAGAAAUACCCAAAAGCUCAGUUCAUCCAUUGCUCAGCCCAUACUUUAAAUUUGGUUUUGGCACACUCUUGUGAAAUCCCUAUGAUCCGAAACUGUAUUGGUACUAUUAAGACUGUAAUUAAUUUUUUUAGACAAUCCGCGUUACGUGAUGGUCUUCUUAAAGAUGCAGCAGAGUCAGCUGGAGCUAUUCACUUGAAUCUGGUUUCUCUUUGUGAAACCCGUUGGACUGAAAAACAUUUGGCAGUAGAACGAUUUGCAGAAAUGUUUUCUGUAGUAACAGAAGCACUGCAAGCUCUACAAGAUAGUCGAAGAGAAUGUGCAUCACAAGCCUACCAAUUAAAACAAGCAAUAGAAAACUCACAGUUUGUAGUAUCGAUGCUCAUUUUGCGAAAAGUUUUCAGUUUCACGUCAACUCUUAAUAAAAUUCUUCAAACUCAAAAUAUUGAUUUGACCGAAGCAUGCAAAUAUGUAGACAUCGUAAAAAAAACAUUAGAAGACAUACGAAAUGAUGAUGAAUUUUUAAAAAUUGUGACAGAUUCUAAAGAAUAUUUAGGUAUUGAGUCACUUACAGCACCUAGAAUCACAAACAGACAAAAAGGACGAAGCAAUAAUCCUGCAGAGACAGCCGAAAUAUAUUAUAAAAUAAAUGUUUACUAUCCAUUUCUUGACCAUGUUCUAAGCGAACUAGCAGCCAGAUUUUCUAACCAUCACGAAAAGAUCGGGAACCUACAGAUCUUAAUUCCAAAAUUUAUGAAAAAUAAGAAUGAUGCUAAAAGCAAAUUGACAGAAAUCCAUAAAAUGUACCUGGUAAAUGAAAAACUUGAAAAUCUGUUGUGUGAGUAUCAAUUAUGGACCAAGAAGUGGGAAGGAAUAAGUGAUGACUUGAAUGAGUUUAAUGCAAUUAAAACAUUGGAAAAGUCCACUCUUCCUGUGUCUACUGCUAGUGCGGAACGUUCCUUUUCUACAUUAAAGCGGUUAAAGACGUAUUUACGAAACACCAUUGGUCAAGAGCGACUAACUGGACUUACUCUUCUAAAUAUUUAUAGAGAUGUAACUGUCGAUCCUUUACUCAUUGUGAACAAGCUAACACAACGUAGGAAACGAUUAAAUUUACUUGUAUAA
This is a messenger RNA of Metopolophium dirhodum (rose-grain aphid), 2217 nucleotides long. RefSeq names its product 52 kDa repressor of the inhibitor of the protein kinase-like. NCBI's taxonomy places the organism in Eukaryota, Metazoa, Arthropoda, Insecta, Hemiptera, Aphididae. Gene Ontology annotation, molecular function: protein dimerization activity. Bases 1 to 2217 code for a protein of 738 amino acids. The transcript has 3 exons. The record is from RefSeq and is a predicted model, not a curated record.